This is a messenger RNA of Durio zibethinus, 2122 nucleotides long. Lineage: Eukaryota; Viridiplantae; Streptophyta; Magnoliopsida; Malvales; Malvaceae. The record is from RefSeq and is a predicted model, not a curated record.
UGAGAUUGAAUGAUCUGUAGAAACAUCUCAUCUGCAUAUUAAACUGUAAGCCUGCUAAACGAAUAGUACUAAGCAGUAGUAUCCAGACCAUAAAAUAUGCAGUUGAGAAGGAAUAAUUAAUGUGUUAGAGACAGCACACUAUCAUUUUCUACUUCUUUUGUAGUAUGUUAUUCUCAUCCACUGUCCUAAGAGGAAACUCAGACAACUCUAUUUAGCAACAUGCGUGAGGUUUAUUGCUUUCAUUUAUUUUUUUGUCUUAAAUUUGUGAAUACUUACCUAAAUCCUACCUCUUCAAAGUCAAUUUUUUAUUGGUACUGCCAUUAAUUAAUCCACCACCCUCUCAACUGAGUCCUUUUUCUUUUCUCUUUUUAUGAAAUUGGUUUAAUCCAUCUUCUGUGAGGCUGUGCCAGUUAACUAAAACAUAAGAGAACAGCAAUGACAGAAAUGUUUGUUUUCUCUGUAAUUGAGUGGGUGAACUCUCAUCUGACCUUUUGGGAUGUGGCAAUUGCAUUGUUGGGGCUAUUCAUUUUCAGUUGUAUAGAUGAGAGUCUCACAAAUAAGGGUGGUCCGAUGCUGUGGCCAGUGCUUGGAAUCAUACCAUCACUCUUCCUUCACAUGAAUGACACGUAUAAUUGGACCACCAAAGUUUUGAUAAAAGCUGGGGGAACAUUCCACUACAGGGGAAUGUGGAUGGGAGGAUCAUAUGGAAUCAUCACAAUCGAUCCUGCCAACAUUGAAUAUAUCCUUAAAACAAAUUUUAAGAACUUCCCUAAAGGGAAUUACUACAGAGAGAGAUUUUCCGACCUACUCGGAGAUGGCAUUUUUAACUCUGAUGAUGAAUCAUGGAAGGAGCAGAGACAAAUUGCAAAGAUGAUGAUGCAUUCGAGUCGUUUUGUAGAGCACUCCUUUCGAACCAUGCAAGAUAUAGUGCAUCAGAAGCUGUUGAAGUUAUUGGAAAAGCUGGCAACAUCAGGGCACUGUUUUGAUCUCCAAGAAAUGCUUCUUCGACUUACAUUCGAUAACAUUUGCACUGCUGCUCUUGGCAUUGAUCCUGGGUGCUUGGCCCUUGAUUUACCAGAAGUUCCCUUUGCAAAAGCGUUCGAGGAAUCCACGGAGCUCACCCUGUUAAGAUUCCUAAUACCGCCUUUUGUAUGGAAGACCCUGAAGCUCUUCAGACUUGGAAAUGAGAAACGGCUCAAGGAAGCCAUAGAAGUUGUACAUGAUUUUGCAGAUAAGACAGUGAGAGAUCGCAGGAACAAAUUAGAGAAGCUUGGAAACUUACAUGAUCAAUCUGAUCUCUUGUCGAGGCUUAUGGAUGGCAAUAAACAAGGCAAAAAUAAACAUUUUCCAGGUAAGUUCUUAAGAGAUUUCUGCGUAAGUUUCAUCUUAGCAGGACGAGACACAACUUCUGUUGCAUUAGCUUGGUUUUUUUGGCUAGUGCACAAAAAUCCUGAGGUGGAAAGCAAAAUCCUGAAUGAAAUCUAUGCAAUUUUAAGCCAUCGUGAGUGUACAACAGAAGAUGACAUAAUUUUCACAGUAGAUGAAUUAAAAAAGAUGGUGUAUCUCCAAGCAGCAUUAUCUGAAUCCCUAAGGCUCUACCCUUCUGUGCCAAUUGAAAUGAAACAGGUUCUAGAAGACGAUGUGUUUCCUGAUGGUACCGUGGUUAAAAAGGGUGCUCGAAUCUUCCACUGCAUUUACUCAAUGGCUCGCAUUGACUCCAUAUGGGGUAAAGAUUGCCUGGAGUUCAAGCCAGAGAGGUGGAUCGAAGAUGGUAAGUUGGUAAGCGUAAAUCAAUUCAAAUAUGCUGUGUUUAAUGCCGGUCCGAGGCUAUGCCUGGGAAAGAAAUUUGCUUACACGCAGAUGAAAAUGGUGGCAGCUUCAGUCCUGUUAAGGUAUUCGAUUAAGGUAGUUGAAGGUCACAGUGUUGCACCAAAGCUAACAACCACACUCUACAUGAAAAAUGGUUUGAUGGUGAGUCUGAAGCCCAGGCAGGAAUAAAAAUCUUCAAGUGACAAAAUAUAUAAAGGAGAAUAAUUAACAUGUACGUAAAGGAGGAAUGCGUCAGUUGAUCCGUUGUGUUCACUCAACCACGUAUUUGUUUUACCUUUAUGGUCAGUGGAAG